AUGUUAUGUGUUCACUGUACUGUCCUCUUCUCCUGUGGGAUUCAGGGUGCCAUUGGAAAAGUGAAGCCCAAGGUUGAAAGUGCCAUCCAAUUAGGAAAUGGUAAGAGAACACACACCCCAUGAUACACAUAAAGUGCACACAUUACUCAUACACUGUAAUGUAUACCCAUUUGUACAAAUAGAAUGUCAGUUUCAGUUUGGUAACAGAGUUACUUUCUGUUGUUUCAGAAACUUUCACAUUCCUACAAAACCCUCCUGCUGAAUUCUACCCCCGGGCUGGGGUCAUUGGAUUUGCUGGUAUCCUUGGACUCUUUCUUGCAAGAGGUAAAUAGUGGGUGUAAGUUUUGGGUUUGGAUGAAGUGUACCCUGUUUUUGAUCUCUAUUGUUUUGGGGUUUAUCCACUUGUUCUUGUGGUAAGCAAGCACUCUGUAAGUCUCUGUGCCAGAGGCUGGUCGAGUGGUAGAGCUGUAGUGUCCAGACCAUACAAGGCCGGGGUACAAAUCUCAAACCUACUGGUGCUUCCUGUUGCCCUCUCCGGCUUCCCUUUCUUGUUUCUAAUCUCCUUGAAUAGAAAUAGUUUAUGUGGUCCACUCUCUUCUGUCUUCUAGGCUCCAGGGUGAAAAAGCUGAUCUAUCCUACAGGACUGAUGGCUGUGGGCUACUCUAUGUACUACCCCCAGCAAGCCGCAUCAAUCGCCAAGGUGAGUGAGCGUGUCAAUAUGUCAUAUGUUGUGUUUUUUUUUAUUUACCUACGUGUGGGAGACAAUGCAUAUUGUUCCAUACCAAGACAUAAGACAGUGUUGUAGGGUCAUUCUUAAUCCUGUGAUGUUGGAUUCUUAAUGUAUACUAUUUUGCUUAAACCUAUUUUUCGGUCCCCCUCCUUCCCACAGAACACAGGAGACUCGUUGUACGAUUUCGCCCUGCAGGGCUACGUUAACGUAGAGAACGUUUUCAAGUCAGUGGAGGGGAAGGUGAGCUCAUCCUGUCAGGUCAAAAACUAG
Messenger RNA from Coregonus sp. 'balchen', 1000 nucleotides. The record is from the annotation of a GenBank genome assembly. Lineage: Eukaryota; Metazoa; Chordata; Actinopteri; Salmoniformes; Salmonidae.